AUCCAGCACCUGAAUCACAAGGAAGUGAGAAACUCUUUAUAACAUAAGGGGGAAAUAGACAACCAACAGUAAUCGUGCUCAGUAGCUGACUGCAUCAGGGGCACAUGUAGGCACUGACACCAAUAGUAAAUACAAGCUGCAAACUGGUGAGAGGGAUCAUUGCAGUCUCAAUUCUUCCUCAUCCCUAUAAAGCUGGACCGUGCAUCACAAUAAGGAAGGAUUAAACUCUCCUGGAUGUAUCUACUGAUCUCUUGAAAACUCUGAAACUGCUAGAAGUGACAAGUCAAACAACAAUGAUUCCUCCAGGAGAAUGUAUGUAUGCAGGAAGGAAACGAAGAAAACCACUACAAAAACAAAGACCCUCAGCUGGAAGUGAAAAAUCAAAUCCUUCAAAAAGACACAGAGAUCGCCUGAAUGCCGAAUUGGAUAGAUUAGCCAGUCUUCUGCCAUUUCCACCAGAAAUUAUCACAAAGUUGGAUAAACUUUCUAUUCUACGACUAAGUGUCAGCUAUCUGCGAGUGAAGAGUUUCUUCCAAGCAAUUGAGGACCAGCACUCCAAGAAGCAGCUUUGCCAGCCGGUCGGUCACGCAAUAAAAGAAGACAACCUAUCCUCUGGGACUUCCAUGCCAGAAGGAGAACUGUUACUAGAAUCAUUAAAUGGUUUUGCACUGGUUGUGAGCACAGAAGGCAUGAUAUUCUACGCUUCAGCCACAAUAUUAGACUAUCUGGGCUUCCAUCAGACUGAUGUCAUGCAUCAAAACGUGUAUGAUUAUAUUCAUGUGGACGAUAGACAGGAAUUCUGCAGACAGCUCCACUGGGCUAUGAAUCCACAGCAGAUGGUGCAUGUUCAGGAAUCGCAAACACAAACAGGAGAGGACUUCUUUCUGAGCAAACUGUACACGGCACAGGAGACAAAUUCCAGUACCUCAGAGUAUUCAUCAUUUCUAAACCGUUGUUUCAUCUGCCGCGUUCGCUGCCUAUUGGAUAGCACCUCAGGGUUUCUGACAAUGCAGUUUGAAGGGAAGCUGAAGUUCCUUUUUGGGCAAAGGAAAAAAGCAUCGUCGGGAAGUACUGUUCCGCCACAGAUGGCAUUGUUCUGUUUAGCGGUGCCACUUCUGCUUCCUCCUGUCAAUGAGAUGAAGAUGAAGAGCGUGGUCAUGAGGACACAGAAAAAACCUGGUGCGGCUUCCAACACGGAUAACACGACUAAGGCCUUUCAUGGGGUAUGUGAAGCAGAGCAACAUGAAAGGAAUGGAAACCCGGGUUCCUGCUUCCCUAAUGUACUACACAGUGCUGAAAACCAGAUUAAAUUAAUGAAUACUGGAGAUAAUGGAAUCUCUUUACUGAAAGUCAGAGCAAAUGAAGAUCAGUGGGUGUGGGUGGAAGCAAAUGCCCCUCUGUUAUAUAGAAAUGGAGGUUCAGACUACAUGGUUGUCCCACAGCAAGAUCAAAGAUGAGCACAGAUGUAAAAGCAUAGCUCCAUGCUUUGAUUAAAGGGAAGCCGAGACGCACGUAUGUGUACAGAAAAACAAGGCCACAUGAAGCAUCAUCUGGCAUGGGGGGGAAAGCAGGAGAAAGAAGAGAAGUCAAGUUUCAGCUUAACAAGGGGAAAUUUCUUUUCUACCUGAAGAGACGACCUGUUCCCCAAGCAUUACCCCCCUAUACAAAAUCAUUGCAACACAAACAGUGGAUGGGCAAUGAAAAAUUCCCCUGGAUCGUAGGUCAACCAACAGCUGAAUGGCUCAUUCUCAAAUAGGACCAGCCGUCCUUUUUACAACCUGGACCAAAACCUUUCUGGCAUGCACAUGGUUGCUCGUCACCAUCGUGGCAGCUCAGAACAAUUUUCACCCUAUCCGGCCCUGCAGACAAAUGCUAUGGACACAUACUCCGCAGAUAAUAUCAAGCUGGAAAAUGCUUUUCACAACCCAGAGGGUCUUUAUGAUUCAGGGCUGCAUUUGAACAUCCCCAUCAAAACUGAAAAUGACUCUGACUCUGAGAGUCGACCUGAACUUUACUCAGAGUCCCAUGCCCACAGUUGGCUUGGUGACAAUAAUGCACUGAAAAAACAGUUGUUAGACUUUCCUGAAGGGUUCCAUCUUAAGACUGAAACGGACUACAAUGAGCAAACAUCCUGUAUUAAACCAAAGCACCUUAUGCAUUCCCCUCAUAGAGGACAUUGUUAUGCACCAACCUCUCACAUUAACCAUAUCAAUGCAAGUAGGCCUUUUAAAGGGAUUUAUAACAAAGAGACAACCCAGUUCUGUCCUCAGAAGUGUGCCUACCUAGAAAGUAUGCUGAACCUCCAAGGUGUAGAUGGGUUAAACAACCAGUUCUAUGCAUCAAGUUCUCUAUAUGUAGACAAGAAUCAGGGUGAUCAGCCUUAUAAGGUGCAGUGUGAUUUCAAAACUCACAGCCUUCUGCAGAAUAUUAAGCGUGAGCCUCUUGAUUCACCACCUUGGCCUGAUGUUGAGCAGGAAACGGUACCAGCAAUUUACCAAAAAACACAACUUAUGGGUUUCUACCCAACAAUGCCACGCAAUGCAGCCGAGUUUGCAUACAUUCAAUAA
Messenger RNA from Bombina bombina (fire-bellied toad), 2567 nucleotides. It is a transcript of the gene AHRR, whose product is annotated as aryl hydrocarbon receptor repressor. NCBI's taxonomy places the organism in Eukaryota, Metazoa, Chordata, Amphibia, Anura, Bombinatoridae. Gene Ontology annotation, biological process: regulation of transcription by RNA polymerase II. The record is from RefSeq and is a predicted model, not a curated record. Gene Ontology annotation, cellular component: aryl hydrocarbon receptor complex; nucleus. Gene Ontology annotation, molecular function: protein dimerization activity; transcription cis-regulatory region binding; nuclear receptor activity.